UGCCGAGUGACGGCUGAAGACCACGCCCUUUAGCCUCGCCCCCGGCUUGUGUAACACCCGGAGGGCCGCGUGGUCACCAGUGGCCGCAGGCAACCACGCUGCUCCGGGUGCUGGCCCGGGCAAGCCUAAGGAUGCCGCGGGGGCAAAGGAAGCGAAAGGCCGAGGGCACGGAGCUGCCAGGCGUGUCUCGGAGGAGGAAGGAGGAAGAGGAGGCCGUGCAGGAGGCCAGGCGGAGGGCGGCCCCGUCCGUGAGAGAGUUCAAGUACAACAAGAAGCGUGUUCGCCUCGUCUCGCAGGGCUCAGACCUGAAGGAGAAUGCUCGGUGCAUCCUUUACUGGAUGUCCCGGGACCAGCGGCUGCAAGAUAACUGGGCUUUCCUCUAUGCCCAGCGCCUGGCCCUCAAACAGGAGCUGCCUCUGCACGUCUGCUUCUGCCUGGUGCCCAAAUUCCUGGAUGCCACCAUCCGUCACUACGGUUUCAUGCUGAGGGGCCUGCAGGAGGUGGCCGAGGAGUGUGCAGAGCUGAACAUCCCCUUCCACUUGCUGCUGGGCUACGCCAAGGACGUGCUGCCCGUGUUUGUGGUGGAGCACGGCGUGGGUGGGCUGGUGACAGACUUCUGCCCCCUCCGCCUCUCCCGGCAGUGGGUGGAGGACGUCAGGGAGCGUUUGCCGGAGGAUGUGCCGUUUGCGCAGGUUGAUGCCCACAACAUUGUGCCCUGCUGGGUCACCUCCCCCAAGCAGGAGUACAGCGCCAGGACCAUCCGGGGCAAGAUCCAUGCUCAGCUCACCGAGUUCCUCACCGAGUUCCCCCCUGUUAUUCGUCACCCAUAUCCCCCCUCCUGCCCGGCAGAGCCCAUCGCUUGGGAGGCCUGUUAUUCCAGCUUGCAGGUGGACCGCACCGUGAAGGAGGUGGAGUGGGCAACCCCUGGCACAACUGCAGGGCUGGCUGUACUGCAGUCCUUCAUCACAGAGCGGCUGAAAUCCUUCAGCUCCCACCGGAAUGACCCCAACAAGGCAGCGCUCAGCAACCUGUCCCCAUGGUUCCACUUUGGCCAGGUUUCCACCCAACGAGCGAUCCUGGAGGUGCAGAAGCAUCGGGACAAGUACAAGGAGUCAGUGGAUGCAUUUGUGGAGGAGGCUGUGGUGCGGCGGGAGCUGGCUGAAAACUUUUGCUACUACAAUGAGAACUACGACAGCGUGCAAGGUGCCUAUGACUGGGCGCAAACCACCCUGAAGCUCCAUGCCAAAGACAAGAGGCCUUUCCUCUACAAGCUGCAGGAGCUGGAGCAGGGGGCCACACAUGAUCCCCUCUGGAAUGCUGCUCAGCUCCAGAUGGUCCGGGAGGGCAAGAUGCAUGGCUUCCUGCGGAUGUACUGGGCCAAGAAGAUCCUGGAGUGGACCCGCUCCCCCGAGGAGGCCCUUCAGUUUGCCAUCUACCUCAAUGACCGCUAUGAACUGGACGGGAGGGAUCCCAAUGGAUACGUAGGCUGCCUCUGGUCCAUCUGUGGCAUACAUGACCAGGGCUGGGCAGAGCGGGCCAUCUUCGGGAAGAUUCGCUACAUGAACUACGCUGGCUGCAAGCGCAAGUUCGACGUGGGCCAGUUUGAGCGUCGCUACGCCCCCCCCACAUGCUCCCAGUGAUGGACAGUGUGCCUUGAGAUUGCUCAUGUCCCUCUGUGCUAGAGGCAGACAUGCCCCUGCAAAGAUGCCAGCUCGCACUUUACGUGCUGGCCAGGCGUUGCCCCAGGUGCUGCUGCCAGGCUCGCUGUAACAGCAAGUCCCAGGGUUCUGUAGGUCUUUUCUCUGCCAUCACCCCCUACUCGAGCUGCCGCACUGGGGCAGCUGCUGGAGCCCCACAGGACUGUGCAGGGCCUGCCUGCUGCCACAGCUUCCUUAACAGCUGUGAGAGCCCAUCCUCAGCGUGCCCAUGCCUGCCAGAAACCUCCUCCACAGCCACCAUGCUCGGGAGUAAGCUCAAGUUGCUGUUGCUGCUGUGAAGUGCAACUUAGAUUUAGGCUCAGCAGGGGUUUUCUGGGGAAAAGCCCCCCCCAAAAGCUGGGUCCCUAUGCCAUGCUGCCCGGAGGGAAGCCCUGCUUCGCUCCAUGCUGUGCUGUGCUCACACAUGCAUCCUUCAACAGUUGUUUUAAAGUUUACAGUUUUA
Molecule: messenger RNA, 2160 nt
Organism: Falco peregrinus (peregrine falcon)
Lineage: Eukaryota; Metazoa; Chordata; Aves; Falconiformes; Falconidae
Product: deoxyribodipyrimidine photo-lyase-like
Exons: 11
Coding region: 132-1640 (502 amino acids)
Biological process (GO): photoreactive repair
Molecular function (GO): deoxyribodipyrimidine photo-lyase activity
Source: RefSeq, a predicted model, not a curated record